Hyaloscypha bicolor E is the source of this 1494-nucleotide messenger RNA. RefSeq lists its product as uncharacterized. Lineage: Eukaryota; Fungi; Ascomycota; Leotiomycetes; Helotiales; Hyaloscyphaceae. The transcript has 2 exons. The record is from RefSeq and is a predicted model, not a curated record. Bases 1 to 1494 code for a protein of 497 amino acids.
AUGCCACCGCUCAUCGACGACUGGAGUCAUCCUUCAUCACCAUUACCCACACAACAACGCGCGAGCGCUGAGGACCUUCUGGACGCAGAACUCAUCGACCCAGUCAAAGCCUCGAAUAUCAAAGCUCCAGAGGAGUUGAUCAACCUCGCCCAUUGUCCCCGUUCUCCCAACCAGUUCACUGGCCACAUACGACUUCCAAAUCUGCUUUACAACAUCUCCAUGAGUCCUAUAGCUGCCACAAAAAGAGAGACGAGGACCUUUUGGAACCCUACAAUAUUUGCACUUCCAUACUGGGCCAAAAGUCAGUAUAUUAUCGUUAACAUGGUCGCUUCCCAUGGUGAGCCGUAUCGGAAAAAUGUGCUCUGCGAAGCCAACAUCUGCCACCCCGAAUCCCGGAAGUCCAAUAACCCACGUGAGAUGGCUUGCACAGAAGAAGAUCUCGAAGUCCUUGGUCCUAACGGUGGUCUGCGAUGCGUCACUUCACCGGUCGAGGUCGACGUGCCUCCAACUCCCGCCGAGAGUUGUGAUGGCAAUGAACAGCUCCUGGCUGAUAUCCCAGGCUUUCAUGAUCCUAGGCUGUUCUACUCCGUCCGAGGAGAGCCUAUCUUGAUGGUUGUAUCGCAGUCGAGAUAUGCCUGUAUUGGUCUCUGGGCGAUUGACCUGCGAGUUGUCUACCCAAGCCUCGAAGAAACGUUCUCUUCAUCCCCUCGACGUUUAGGACCUGGGCCACUGAUGUCGUAUCCCACACUGACAGAGCUCACGCGCAAUCCACCAUCAACUCGCCGUUCUUACGAAAAAAAUUGGGUGAUGUUCUCGCCGUCGCCAUCAACAUCUUAUCUGCAAUACGAACUGAAUUCCACCAGUCGGACUUUUGCCCAGCUUGUUGGAGCUGGACUCACUACAACGAAUGAGACGGACCCUCUGGAAGAGCCUUGCCUCAGCGAACCGACACCGGAGGAAGUGGGCGGUGGCCAUUUCAUGGCUGGUCCUUCCUGGCACCAAGCUACUCCAGCAUUAAAUCUAAUCCUGUGCAUAAGAUCGAACUCAACCUGUAUCAACCAAAUUGGAGAGAAGGUCUUCUUUGCAGCAAUUCACAGAAAGCAUAUCAACGGUUUUGGCCUGCCUGAACGCUAUGAGCGAUACUUCGUCGUGUGGUCUGCUACUCCACCUUUCAACAUGCUCGCUGUCAGUCAACACCCCAUCCUCUUGGCCAACGAGACGAAUCGGGGUUGGACGCCAGAGCAGAUUUGGGAUGGUGUACCGGAAUCAGAAUCGGGUAGUCGUGCUGAGUGGGGACAGUUUACCUACACCACGACAAUUGCGUAUGCUUGGGGAAGGGAAGAAAGUGACAUCAGAGAAAAAGUCAUGGGAUAUCUUGAUGAUGAAGUGAUAUUGAGCGUGGGAAUCGAUGAUCAGAACGGACUUUAUGCCAAGGUCAAAGUCUCGGAGCUGUUACAAUGUCUGAGAAUAUGCCCUGGUCGAAUGCCAGUUUGA